This is a messenger RNA of Morchella importuna, 1197 nucleotides long. RefSeq lists its product as uncharacterized. The transcript has 3 exons. Gene Ontology annotation, cellular component: plasma membrane. The record is from RefSeq and is a predicted model, not a curated record. Gene Ontology annotation, biological process: arsenite transport; antimonite transmembrane transport. Gene Ontology annotation, molecular function: arsenite transmembrane transporter activity; antimonite transmembrane transporter activity; antiporter activity. Bases 1 to 1197 code for a protein of 398 amino acids. Lineage: Eukaryota; Fungi; Ascomycota; Pezizomycetes; Pezizales; Morchellaceae.
AUGUCAACAAUCAAUCCCUCCUCGAAGAACGAAUUGGAAUCCGGUCUUACCUCUCCUAGCCCUUCCACUAAAGAGAAAAAGAUCGCAGCAGCACAAUCCGAUGAAGCCAGAACUUCUCUCUCUUCAUUCAAGCAGCUAGGAUUUCUCGACAGAUUUCUGGCCAUAUGGAUUUUUCUUGCGAUGGCUCUCGGAAUAAUCCUGGGCUACUUCGUACCCGAGACUGGACCGGCACUGCAGAAGGGCGAAUUCGCUGAAGUAUCUAUUCCAAUAGCUAUUGGACUGUUAGUCAUGAUGUAUCCAAUCUUGUGCAAGGUUCGGUAUGAGACGCUACAUCGGUUGUUGAGGUUGAGGGCGCUGUGGAUUCAGGUUGUGUUCAGCAUUUUCGUCAACUGGGUUGUUGCACCACUACUUAUGGUUGCUUUGUCCUGGGCAUUCUUGCCGGACCGCAGUGAGCUUCGUGAGGGUCUGAUAAUAGUUGGUAUCGCGCGGUGCAUCGCCAUGGUACUUAUUUGGACUGAACUCGCCUCGGGUGACUCGGAUUAUUGUGCCAUGCUUGUGGCUAUAAAUUCGUUCCUCCAAAUCAUCCUAUUCGCCCCGAUGGCAGUAUUCUACAUCAAUGUUGUCUCAAGAUCCAAAUCCUCCAUCGAAAUCUCAUACUCCACAGUGGCUGUAUCCGUCGCGGUCUUUCUUGGAAUACCUCUAGGUGCUGCUAUCAUCACCCGCUUGGCUCUCUUGAAGCUCAUCUUCAAGGGAGAUGUUGAUAAAUACAACCGUAAUUUCAUCCGCUGGAUCUCACCGUGGUCUUUGAUUGGCCUUCUCUUUACUAUCUUGAUCCUCUUUGCCUCUCAAUCUCGCAAUAUCGUCUCGAAGAUUACCUCCGUCCUCCGUGUCUCUGCACCUUUAAUUGUAUACUUCGUUAUCAUCUUCAGUGCUACACUUGCUGCAUGCAGAUACUUUGGAAAUGGAAAAUUUGCGGGUGGAAAAUUAGGCCAUUGGGGAUAUGGUAUUACAGUAACGCAGGCUCUCACAGCGGCGAGCAACAACUUCGAGCUAGCGAUCGCAGUUGCGGUAGCUUGUUAUGGGGCUGGGUCUGAGCAAGCUUUAGCUGCGACAGUUGGGCCUUUGAUUGAGGUGCCAGUAUUGUUGGGGUUGGUCGAACUUGUCAAGUUCUUGAAAAGCAGGUGGAACUGGAAAUAG